GACCGGCUGGCUGGGCGAGAGCUGGUCGAUUUACGCAAUCUUGUGGAAUCCAGAUCAAUUAAUCGAGCCCAGCGACAGGAGUCCUACGCAAGCAACUCCGCUCUCUUAACGCCCCCCCGGCCACCACGUCUCAAGUCUCAGCGUGCCCCGCUCUCGUCUCGUCUUCCCUUGCGCCUUGCCUAUCAAUCCCGCAAGCUUCUUCCCCGGAGCCUCGCUAGGCUAGCUAGCUACAACGUACGCCGUACAGCCUUGCUUGCUAACAUUGCUAGUUCUGUUGGGUCUCUGUGGCUCCGCUACAAGGGCAGAUGCUAGCCACAUAGCUAGCUCGGCCUCCUCCCCAUCCAUGAGUUCUCUCGUCUUCUUGCCUGCACGGUGGCCAUGAAACGACCUCACACCAUAGCCGCAGCCGCCGCCAUCCUCCUGUGGCUCGCCGUGCUCACCGUCGCGUUCCACGGGUGCAGCCGCCUCGGCUGCAGAGGCCUGGCCGCGAGGAGGAGAACAAGUCCGGUCGCUGUCCCGAGGAAGAUGCUGCUCGCCGUGACGAGCCUCGACGCUGCCUCGCUGACCGGUCACCAUCAUCGUCAACACCACCACCAACAUAAUCGGCAUCACCAGCAUCAUCACCAUCACCAUCACGUCGACCGAUGGAACCGGCACGGGAUUCCACUGUCCGCUGUUGGCAAGGGCGAGGAGAUCGACCCGCGGUACGGCGUGCAGAAGAGGCUCGUCCCGACAGGCCCGAACCCGUUGCAUCACUGAGAGAUCGGUACGCGUACGGCACAUGCAUGGAUAGAGAAAUUUUUCGAGGCUCUGCAGGCUGAUUCCAUGGUGAGUGGCACACAUCGUCUUGCUGUGUUCAUCGAUCGAGUCCAGUCCGGUAUUCUUUCGUUGUGGAGUGGAUGGAUGCCGAAGCGUGCAUGCGCUGUGAUCAUCGAUCAGUUCAUCACACAUACUUAAUUGUUAGCUUUUGUGUGUUCAUGUAUGUAAUAUUGAUCUCAAGCUGCAAAGCAAACAAGCGAAUAAAAGAGAAGAAAAUAUCUAGCUAUAUAUAGUACAUAUAAGUUAUG
Messenger RNA from Phragmites australis (common reed), 1067 nucleotides. RefSeq names its product protein FON2 SPARE1-like. The transcript has a single exon. Lineage: Eukaryota; Viridiplantae; Streptophyta; Magnoliopsida; Poales; Poaceae. The coding region runs from base 379 to 759 and encodes 126 amino acids. The record is from RefSeq and is a predicted model, not a curated record.